This is a messenger RNA of Heteronotia binoei (common prickly gecko), 694 nucleotides long. It is a transcript of the gene CDC26, whose product is annotated as cell division cycle 26. The record is from RefSeq and is a predicted model, not a curated record. The coding region runs from base 125 to 511 and encodes 128 amino acids. Gene Ontology annotation, cellular component: anaphase-promoting complex. Lineage: Eukaryota; Metazoa; Chordata; Lepidosauria; Squamata; Gekkonidae. Gene Ontology annotation, biological process: anaphase-promoting complex-dependent catabolic process; protein K11-linked ubiquitination; regulation of mitotic cell cycle. The transcript is spliced from 2 exons.
AUCAGAACAUCACCAGGCAAAGCACUUCCGGGUUUCCGGAGCAGAUGCUUCCCUUAGCAACGACGGCGCUCUCAUUCAGUCCUAGCGCCGUGCCGCUCUAGGCUUGUUUUAGCCUGCCCUCUCCAUGACCUCACUGUGGGACGUUCCUCACAAGCACUUCCGGGUACCAUGCGGCGUAAGGAUUACGGGAAAGGCAGAAGACCCGAAGGCGAAUGGUUUAGCAGGAGGCUGCCUGGUCUCCGUCGCUCUCAGGAUGCUGCGGCGGAAGCCGACGCGCCUUGAGCUGAAGUUGGACGACAUCGAGGAAUUCGAGGGCGCCAGGAAAGAGCUCGAGAGUCGCAAGAAGCAGCGUGAAGAGGUGGAUGUAGUGGGAGCCAGCGAUGGUGAGGGAGCUCUAGGACUGAGUAAUGACCACAAGAGCCGGGAACAGAUGAUCCAUGACCGCAUUGGCUACAAACCACAACCCAAACCAAAUAAUCGUUCUGCUCAGUUUGGAAAUUUUGAAUUUUAGAAAAUGGGAACUUUCAAAGUAGGAAUCCAGCCAUGGUUAUGGAAGGCUGGUUUGGCUUGUCAUUUCUGAGAUUUGUCCAACCAAUGGAAGCCUUUCUCUUACGUGAAACAGACUGGAUUUAUUUCAUUUGAAGCUAUGUUCCAACCUUAAUUACUGUGUUUUAAAUAAAUGUAUGCUUUUUAA